Molecule: messenger RNA, 1259 nt
Organism: Grus americana (Whooping crane)
Lineage: Eukaryota; Metazoa; Chordata; Aves; Gruiformes; Gruidae
Product: pinopsin-like
Exons: 4
Coding region: 10-1134 (374 amino acids)
Biological process (GO): visual perception; G protein-coupled receptor signaling pathway
Cellular component (GO): photoreceptor outer segment; membrane
Molecular function (GO): G protein-coupled receptor activity
Source: RefSeq, a predicted model, not a curated record
AAGUCCAAAAUGAACCACACCUGGACAUACAACCUGAGCUUUGGUGCACCUACAGAUCCUGUUGAGCCAAGGGCUGGACUCUCACGAAAUGGGCACACUAUAGUGGCUGUUUUUCUUGGAUUUAUCUUGUUUUUUGGUUUCUUGAAUAACUUGAUUGUCCUCAUCCUCUUCUGCAAGUUUAAAACCCUCCGUAACCCAGUCAACAUGCUCCUCCUGAACAUCAGUAUCAGCGACAUGUUAGUGUGCAUCUCAGGCACUACCCUCAGUUUUGCAUCUAACAUCCAUGGCAAAUGGAUUGGAGGGGAGCAUGGUUGUAGGUGGUACGGCUUUGUCAAUUCCUGCUUUGGCAUUGUGUCCUUGAUCUCCCUGGCUGUCCUGUCCUAUGAACGCUACAGCACUCUCACCCUGUGCAACAAGCGCAGCGCUGACUACCGGAAGGCAUUGCUGGCAGUCGGCGGUUCAUGGAUUUAUUCCCUGCUCUGGACCGUGCCACCUCUGAUCGGUUGGAGCAGUUACGGGGUAGAAGGUGCAGGUACAAGCUGUUCGGUACGCUGGUCCUCUGAGUCAGCCGAGUCCACCUCCUAUAUCAUCUGUCUCUUCAUAUUCUGCUUGGUCAUCCCUGUGAUGGUCAUGAUGUACUGCUACGGUCGCCUCCUUUACGCUGUUAAACAGGUUGGAAAAAUCCACAAGAAUGCUGCCCGCAAAAGAGAAUACCACGUACUAUUCAUGGUGAUCACUACAGUUAUCUGUUAUCUUGUGUGUUGGAUUCCCUAUGGAGUUAUAGCAUUACUUGCAACAUUUGGUAAGCCAGGUGUGGUGACUCCAGUUGCAAGCAUCAUACCUUCAAUCCUAGCAAAAAGCAGCACUGUUUGCAAUCCAAUUAUCUACAUACUUAUGAAUAAGCAGUUUUACAAAUGCUUUCGUCAGCUUUUCCACUGCCAACCUCCUUCCUCCGCUGACGGGGAGCCCACCUGCCACUCCAAGGUAACCGUAAUCCAGCUGAAUCAGAAGAUGGAUGGUGGAAACGUGUGCAAUAAUGAACCACGUCCACAAACAGACAGUAAAGUGACUUCUCUCCUGCACCCAGAGCCAAGCCUGGAGCCAGUUUCAAAAGCUGCACCACCGAUGUCUUAGGAGAAUCGGCACUGAUGGAAAGUACAAGCCUUAACCAGAGUGUGUUUCAUUUCACUGCCACGUUACCCAGCUAACCUUACAAUUAAUAAAGGCAGUUGCCAUUUGUGGGAUAGGAAAACUGUCAA